ACAGCAGCUGUAGAAAUUACGUUUCGCUUCGCGCGCGAAUUACGGAACCUGUGUAUUUAUUCUGGAGAUUAAGCACUCUAUUGUUUGGGAUAACCCUGAAGAAUCCUACAUAUGUUUACUCAACCAACAAACGGAUGGGUUGUUGGGGAAGAAGCCCUGAAGUUAGGCAGAGGGAUUGUUUGUUCGCCGUAAAUUUGAUUGCAUCCAGCAUGUCCAAACAUAGCGAAAAGGAUUAUCUCAAGAAAGGAUUACUGCUGCCCGAUUGGUGAUGGAGCUUUCUCAUCUCUACGCGUGGUUUUAAUUAAAUGAAUGUUUGUGGAAGUGGUGGCUCUCCAAAGGAUAUCCUUUUCAAUGCAGUGAGAUUGGAAUCAGCUUCGGUGAUUGAUAAAGUGCUUCCUGCGGCUUGUUUCCGGAAGUGCCAGUGCAAAGUUUGCGAAGAUUAGUGGUGGACUCGUCGUCGCUUUCGGCGACCGCAGGGGGGUGGUGCUUGGCAUGCUUUCGGGUGGCAGAAAAACCCUACCCUGCAAUGAAACCGACUGAAGUUUCAUGGGUGGAAUUUGUUAUGUGUCCAAUGGUACCGUCGAAGUGGUCACCUUCAAAGUGCAGGAUCUGGACAGUGCUGUUGUUGUUGAUUUUAUCACUGUUUGUCGUUUGGCCGCGAGUGCUGUUGUGUUCAGUGCAGGAAUUACCGCCACAAGCUUGGUGACUAGUGCUGGUGUCAUCGCUGCUGUUGCUUUACACCCAACGUCAUCUCGUGCACUCGUCGGAAGUGAUGGUAGAUCCACUUAAAAUCUUCUGGGUACUCACAAACAGCACGUAUCUAGUUACCAAGUUCAUCCGUAUCGGAAUUGCUGACAAGAAUGACAAUCCACCAUACUUCGACAAGGCCCUGUACGAAGCGGAGGUCGACGAAAACGAAGACAUCCAGCACACAGUCCUCACCGUCACCGCCAAGGAUCACGACGAGUCCUCGCGUAUUCGAUAUGAGAUCACGAGCGGUAACAUAGGCGGUGCCUUCGCGGUGAAGAACAUGACGGGUGCCAUCUACGUCGCUGGUGCCCUGGAUUACGAGACAAGAAAGCGAUACGAACUCCGCCUAGCCGCGUCCGAUAACUUGAAGGAAAACUACACCACCGUGGUCAUCCACGUCAAGGACGUCAACGAUAAUCCACCUGUUUUCGGGCGGCCUACCUACCAGGCCCAGAUCACCGAAGAGGACGACCGAAACCUACCGAAGCGUAUUCUGCAGGUCACAGCAACCGACGGCGACAAGGACCGUCCGCAGAACAUCGUGUACUUCCUGACCGGGCAGGGUAUCGAUCCGGACAACCCGGCCAACAGCAAAUUCGACAUCAAUCGGACCAGCGGAGACAUCUUCGUGCUUAAGCCACUGGACCGGGACCAACCGAACGGUAGACCUCAGUGGCGUUUCACGGUGUUCGCCCAGGACGAAGGCGGCGAGGGUCUGGUGGGCUACGCGGACGUGCAGGUCAACCUGAAGGACAUCAACGACAACGCUCCCAUCUUCCCGCAGGGUGUCUACUUUGGUAACGUUACUGAGAACGGAACCGCCGGCAUGGUUGUAAUGACGAUGACUGCCGUCGAUUAUGACGAUCCAAAUGAGGGUACGAACGCAAAGCUGAUAUAUUCGAUCGAAAAGAAUGUGAUAGAAGAGGAGACGGGCUCACCGAUAUUCGAAAUCGAAGCUGACACAGGUGUCAUCAAAACGGCCGUGUGUUGUUUGGAUCGGGAACGAACGCCGGAUUAUUCCAUACAGGUGGUAGCGAUGGAUGGAGGGGGGUUGAAAGGGACUGGGACGGCCUCUAUACGCGUCAAGGAUAUAAACGACAUGCCGCCGCAGUUUACCAAAGACGAAUGGUUCACCGAGGUGGAUGAAACGGACGGCACAAACCUGCCGGAAAUGCCCAUUCUCACGGUGACGGUUCACGAUGAGGACGAAACUAAUAAGUUCCAAUACAAGGUGAUUGAUAACAGUGGCUACGGAGCGGACAAGUUCACCAUGGUUCGAAACAACGACGGCACGGGAAGCUUGAAGAUCGUUCAGCCACUGGAUUAUGAAGACCAACUACAGAGCAAUGGGUUCCGGUUCCGGAUACAGGUGAACGAUAAGGGAGAAGACAAUGACAAUGACAAAUACCACGUGGCAUACUCGUGGGUGGUUGUGAAACUUAGAGAUAUUAACGAUAACAAACCUCAAUUCGAACGACCGAACAUUGAAGUUUCGGUGUACGAAAACGCUGACGUAGGCAAAACUUUGGAAACGUUCAAAGCCACCGACCCGGAUCAGGGUGGUCGAAGUAAAGUUUCUUAUGCAAUUGAUCGGUCAUCCGACCGACAGCGACAAUUCUCGAUUAACCAAGAAGGCACCGUUACUAUCCAACGGCAGUUGGAUCGUGAAGUUACACCCCGGCAUCAGGUGAAAAUCCUCGCAAUCGAUGACGGCAUUCCACCGAAAACCGCCACCGCCACAUUGACCGUAAUUGUUCAGGAUAUCAACGAUAAUCCACCCAAGUUCCUCAAAGACUACCGACCGGUUCUGCCGGAACAUGUUCCUCCCCGAAAGGUUGUAGAAAUUCUAGCCACCGAUGAUGACGAUCGCUCCAAGAGCAAUGGACCGCCGUUCCAGUUCCGAUUGGACCCUGGAGCAGACGACAUCAUUCGGGCUUCAUUCAAGGUUGAACAGGACCAGAAGGGCGCCAACGGUGACGGUAUGGCGAUUGUGUCCUCACUGCGAUCAUUCGACCGGGAGCAACAGAAAGAGUACCUGAUUCCGAUCGUGAUCAAAGAUCACGGUAAUCCAGCAAUGACCGGUACCAGCACCUUGACGGUGGUGAUAGGAGACGUGAACGACAAUAAGAUGCAACCCGGUGCGAAGGAGAUAUUCGUGUACAAUUAUUUGGGGCAGGCGCCGGAUACGCAGAUAGGAAGGGUCUACGUGUACGAUCUGGACGACUGGGAUCUUCCGGAUAAGAAGUUCCACUGGGAGACGAAUCACGAGCACCCAAGGUUCAAGCUGGAUGAGGACACGGGCAUGAUAACGAUGCGAACGGGAACGAAGGAUGGGCGGUAUAAUUUACGGUUCAAGGUGUAUGAUCGGAAGCAUACGCAGGCAGAUGUGCCGGCGAACGUUACGGUUACGGUGCGGGAGAUUCCCCACGAUGCGGUGAUCAACAGUGGGUCAAUUCGGAUAGCGGGUAUAACAGAUGAGGAUUUCAUACGGGUGUGGAACUACAAAACUCAAACGGUAGCGAAGAGUAAGUUGGAUCGGUUUAAGGAUAAGUUGGCAGAUUUGUUGAAUACGGACAGAGAGAACGUGGACGUGUUUAGUGUACAGCUGAGGAGAAAGCAUCCUCCCCUAACAGAUGUGAGAUUUUCGGCGCAUGGCUCACCUUAUUACAAACCCGUGCGGCUGAAUGGAAUUGUGCUGAUGCAUCGAGAGGAGAUUGAGAAGGAUGUGGGCAUUAACAUUACCAUGGUUGGAAUCGACGAGUGCUUGUACGAGAAUCAGAUGUGCGAAGGGUCGUGUACGAACACGUUGGACAUUAGCUCGCUGCCAUAUAUGGUGAAUGCGAACAAGACUUCGCUGGUUGGUGUGAGGGUGGAUGUGCUGGCUGAAUGCACGUGCGGCGCGAGAAACUUCAGUAAAGCGGAGUCGUGCCGUUCGUCUCCGUGCUAUAACGGCGGUCGUUGUAUGGAAACUCGCUACGGGUUGACUUGCUCGUGUCCUACAGGGUACACAGGGCCACGUUGCCAGCAAACGACGAGAAGCUUCCGAGGCAAUGGCUGGGCGUGGUAUCCACCACUGGAUAUGUGCGACGAUUCGCAUUUAAGUUUCGAGUUUAUUACGCGAAAAUCUGACGGUCUGCUGCUGUACAAUGGACCGAUUGUACCACCGGAGCGAGAUGAGUUGCUCGUGUCUGAUUUCAUUUCCGUCGAGCUGGAGAGAGGUUACCCAAGACUGCUGAUUGACUUUGGUUCCGGCACGCUGGAGCUGAGAGUCAAGACGAAAACUACCCUGGACAAUGGCGAGUGGCACAGGCUGGACAUAUUCUGGGAUACGGAGAACGUCCGAAUGGUUGUGGAUUAUUGUAAAUCGGCGGAAGUGAACGAGAUGGAGGAUGGAUCAACGCCAGAGUUCGAUGAUGCAACUUGCCAAGCACGGGGAACUAUACCGCCGUUCAAUGAGUACUUAAAUGUGAACGCUCCUCUACAGAUUGGAGGUUUCUAUCGAGAACAGUUUGAUCCGACCCACUAUAGGUGGAAUUAUAUGCCGAUGGGCAAAGGAUUCGAUGGUUGUAUAAAGAAUCUGGUGCAUAAUAGUAAAUUGUAUGACUUGGCGCAUCCUGGACUGUCUCGGAAUAGUGUGGCAGGUUGUCCACAGACGGAGGAAGUAUGCAGUCAGAGUGAACAAACUUCCCGAUGCUGGGAGCAUGGAAACUGCGUGGGUAGCUUCACGGAAGCAAGGUGUCAGUGCCGACCGGGAUGGACUGGUCCAGCUUGUAACAUCCCAACGAUACCGACAACGUUUAAGCAGCAGAGUUAUGUGAAGUAUGCGCUUAGCUUUGAACCGGAUCGCUUUAGUACGCUGGUUCAGUUGAGGUUCAGAACGAGAGAACAGCAUGGUGAAUUGUUCCGAGUUAGUGAUCAGCACAAUCGCGAGUACGGAAUACUGGAGAUCAAGGAUGCUCGGUUACGGUUCCGGUACAAUCUAAAUUCUCUACGAACGGAAGAACGAGAUAUUUGGCUGAACGCGAUUGCCGUAGAUGACGGACAGUGGCAUGUGGUGAGGGUGAAUCGUCACGGUUCCGCUGCAACACUGGAGCUGGAUGGCGGUGAAGGAAGGAGAUACAACGAGACGUUCACGUUUGAAGGGCAUCAGUGGUUGCUGGUGGAUAAGCAGGAAGGUGUCUACGCUGGUGGUAAAGCAGAAUAUACUGGCGUGCGGACGUUUGAGGUGUACGCCGACUACCAAAAGAGCUGUUUGGAUGAUAUAAGACUCGAAGGUAAACAUUUGCCGCUUCCACCGGCUAUGAACGGAACCCAGUGGGGUCAGGCAACCAUGGCCCGCAAUCUCGAACGAAACUGUCCAUCCAAUAAGCCAUGUGCCAAUGUCAUCUGUCCGGAUCCAUUCGAAUGUGUGGAUCUGUGGAAUGAAUACGAGUGCACUUGCGGUGAAGGUCGUGUCAUGUCGCCCGACGGCAAAGGAUGCAUGGACCGGAACGAGUGUCUGGAUUUGCCCUGCCUGAACGGCGGCAUCUGCAUCAAUCAGGAGCCGAAGCUGCGCUACCGCUGCGAUUGCCCCGAUGGGUUCUGGGGCGAGAACUGCGAACUCAUCCAGGAGGGCCAGACGCUGAAGCUGAGCAUGGGCGCGCUGGCCGCCAUUCUUGUGUGUCUGCUAAUAAUAUUGAUCCUGGUAUUGGUAUUUGUGGUGUACAAUCGGAGGCGUGAGUCGCACAUCAAGUACCCGGGACCGGAUGACGACGUCCGGGAGAACAUCAUCAACUACGACGACGAGGGCGGCGGCGAGGACGACAUGACCGCCUACGAUAUCACCCCACUGCAGAUCCCGAUCGGACCGAUGCCGGAGCUGACGCAGUGCAAAAUGCCGCCUCUGAUGUAUCCGGUCAUGACGAUGGGACCCGGUCAUGAGCCGAACGUGGGUAUGUUCAUCGAGGAGCACAAGAAGCGGGCGGACAGCGACCCGAAUGCGCCACCGUUCGACGACCUGAGGAACUACGCGUACGAGGGCGGUGGCAGCACGGCCGGUUCGUUGAGCUCGCUACAAUCAGGUACCGACGACGAGGUCCAAGAGUUCGACUACUUGGACGCGUGGGGUCCCCGCUUCGACAAGCUGGCCAACAUGUACGGCGACCAUCAUCCGACCGAGCUCGACGAGCUCAAUUAGGUAAGACAUAGGAUGGGAGGUGGUAGGGCCGUCUCGCCACCCACCCACCGAAUCUAGUGCUAGUCAUUGCGGUUCGUAAAUCAGUCAGUCGAGCGCACACAAAGUUACAACUGAAGAAUUGUGAACAUCAUCGUCGGUCAUCGUCAGAUAGUGAAGGGUGAAGACCUAAUCAACACGUGGCAGUGGCCCCAUCAUCGCAAGCGGUUUCUGUUGUUCCCUCGAAAGAGACUGCCUCCUUCCUAUUAGAACUAUGAGAACGGGAAACAAGUGGAUGACCGCUGCCUGCCGGUGGUGUUCCAUGGACGACGGAUGAUUAGGUGGUUGAGGUUAUGUUGAAAGUAACAGGAUUUCAGUUGUAUUUUAUCUGAUUGGUGGAAAGCACGAUGAUGAAGAAGAUAGCGCGCAACUAAAGAAAGCUAAACCAAAGUUUAAUUAUUAACGUUGAUGAAGGAUGAUGGGGAGAGCUCAAAUGGUGGGAUGUAGAGAGGAAAGCCAGCCAUAAAAUGAUUCAUUUUUUCUACUCUCGGGUAAACUUUAGUAAGUAAAAAGUGAAAAGUUUUCUUCUCACAGCUCUGCGUGGUAAUGCCGAAGGUGAAUCCGGGGGUGAGAAGGGGUUACCUCCUGCCAAAAGGGUUUCUCGCUAUCAUUUUCUUCGUGGAUAGAAAUCCGCUCGUUUUGAGCGAUGAAUAUUAUUAUUCCAGUGAUUCAGCUAUAUACUUAUAUCAACGAGAUUUUAAUGAGUGAUGUUCUCGUUCGGGAGAGUUUUUUUUCGGUGAAAUUUACACAAAAGAAGGAGAGACAAGCUCAUAUACACGAACAGUUAUACAAUACUCUUGAACAAAACAGACUAACAUACACAAACAGUUACACAAACACGCAUUUAUACACAGUUGAACAUGAAUAGAAACACGUAACAAAUCUAGGGUGUAAUUAUUUAUUGUAAUUUUAUUUUCAAAUCAAAUGCCGUAACAAUCGAUAGUGAAGGAUAAGAAAUAUUGUUUUAAUUCAAACAAAUUUAAGUAAGUAUGAAUAAGCGUUUCGUUACUUUAGUUUGUUAUAAUAAUUCACUCAGUUUCGAAUUUGAUUUUACCCGGAUCAAACACAAUACGCUGUUCCUGUUUUUCGUCUUAAGUAAGUGAAAGUUUUUUAGUAGGAAAAACUGAAUCGAAAUAUUGUUUUUAUAAAACAUCGUAAGCCUAGAAACUAAACACUAAUACACAGACCUAUGAAACGAGAACAAAAACAUCAACAGAAUAUGGGAGAGGAUCACAACACUCGCUCUAACAUUUUUUGGAAAGCUCGAGAUCGUCAACUUUAUUCCAACCAAAUCGAUCUAGAAAAAUAAGUGUUUUGAGUCCACACGGAUAUCAGACACGAAUAUAAAAACGAAAACGAAAGCUCGUAAACUUAACGAUUAGUGUACUGUCUGCAAAACAACUCUAAGCUAAGUAAAUCAAAUAUACAGCACAGAAUGUGGAUUUGUGGUAAAUUAAGAUCCAUUGGCCGAAAUCUACUAAAAAGUUUUCUGCAAUACAGAAAGCAAAAUUCGGAAACUGUGUGGCUAGAACAGACAAAUUUUGACAGUAAAAAACCGUGGCAGAACACUAGAGUGUUUUUAAGGUAAAUUUAUUUAUGUCGUAAGCUAAUAUUAACGAAAAAAUGAUAUUGUACAUCCAAAGACUGUAAACGUUUGUUCUUAUAAAACUUUUCGUUCAAUGUGAUUUGAGUUCGAAUUUUAAGAUCGAAUAGCGAAUCAUGCUGGUUCCCUAAUUCGAAGAAACACAAAAUGCUGAUGACCAUUUUGAGAAUCCGAACCAUGAGUUUCGAAGCAUUUGGUUCAUUCUCGUUUUGUACAUAUUGGAAGCUUCAUAUAACAUUCUGAGACAUUAAAAUCAAGAUCCCAAUUCCCACAGUUCACACUUCAUGAUAGACAAUUCACGCUAGUGAAGUAUAAACGUUUCAAAAAAAAUCAAAGACAGCCCCACAUAUACAAAUGAUUCCGUAAAACAUUUUCUACAUGCGAAAGAAAAUGCAAGCAAACUGAAUCUGUAUUAUUGAACAUUAUUAUUAUUAUCUUAGGUGAAAAGGACAAAACAAACGAUAUUAAUUAGUACGCUCAUUAAUAUAGGAAAGAUAUUUAAUCAAUCGCCAUUACAAAAAUAGGAGUCAAUGGAACCCAUUUUAAACAUUAACGUCACUCAUUCACAUUACUAUUCGUUAGUAGAGUUCAGUUGGAACAGUUGCAUUAUCAUCGUACUGAAUCGAAUUGGUUUGUCAUAUUUUGCUACUCUAUCACCAUUACACAUUUACAUCUACAUACGCAUGCGGACACAAGAGCACACUCUCAAUACACAUUCACAUAUCCUUCCAUUCACGCAGUCUCGCAACUCAUUCCAAUAGCAAUCAAAUCUAUCUCACAACCUCAUCCCAGUAGCCAUUGAAAUUUUCACUCGAACUAAAACCAAAACAAACCAACACUGCGCGAAAUAGAAAAAAAAAUCCGAGUUAGUUAAUUGAGAAUCCAUCUUUUUUAUCAAUGACGAAAGUUGAGAAAACAAGGUUAUUCAUUCCACACGUAUGAACAUGAACGAAUGCAGUAUCCUUUUGAUAACAGAUAAAAUGCGAUAUAACUGUACUCGUAAGGCAAAAGCACUCAAUUCCUAAACAGUGAAACCAAACAGACAAACUCAAACCGGGGUUCGUAUGAGUAAUGCUCACACAACCAAAUACAGAAAAAAAAAUAAUGAAAAUUUACACAUUUUAGAUGCAAUUCAAAAAUCGGAAUGGAAAUCACUGGUGUUACACACAUAGAAGAAAAAAAUAAAUAAAACCGAAAAACUACCAAAAUCCUAGUGUAAAUAUAGUGUUAUAAAAAGUGAAUGAAGAGAUCGCGAGUGAACAGAAAGAAGAAAAUUUGCUAAACACAAAUAGGAGUAAAACAGAAUGGUUAAGAAGUUAUAUUUCAAGACUAUCUAGUUUUUUUUCCCUAUACCCCCUUCAAAAUGGUGUGUGGGGUGGGAGAAAAAUACAUUAUGAUAAAAAAAAGUGGAAUAAAGACGAAUUAAGAGUAAAUAACCGAGAAAAAAAAGGAGAAAAGAUAAAGGAAAAUGUUACUUAGAGAAAAUUUUAGAACGAACUAAAACACUCAAAUACACACAAACACAUACAAACACUCAAACUGGGAAAAUUAAACUAAAACGAAACUAAACGGCAGUCACUCAAUUACAUUCAAAAUGCGGGAGAAAGAAAUACACAUUCACACAUAACACAAACAAAAUCGACGACGUUCAAUUAUGGUUUAGAACAGAAAAAAUGCUAAAAAAAUAAAGGUACACCUUCGGAGCCAACACUCCGAAUGGAUGGAUGAAAUUGAA
Messenger RNA from Armigeres subalbatus, 9300 nucleotides. Its product is annotated as neural-cadherin. The record is from RefSeq and is a predicted model, not a curated record. NCBI's taxonomy places the organism in Eukaryota, Metazoa, Arthropoda, Insecta, Diptera, Culicidae. Bases 773 to 5926 code for a protein of 1717 amino acids. The transcript has 12 exons. Gene Ontology annotation, biological process: adherens junction organization; cell-cell adhesion mediated by cadherin; calcium-dependent cell-cell adhesion. Gene Ontology annotation, molecular function: calcium ion binding; cadherin binding. Gene Ontology annotation, cellular component: adherens junction; catenin complex; plasma membrane.